This is a messenger RNA of Pestalotiopsis fici W106-1, 1038 nucleotides long. RefSeq lists its product as uncharacterized. The record is from RefSeq and is a predicted model, not a curated record. Gene Ontology annotation, biological process: L-threonine catabolic process; L-serine catabolic process. Bases 1 to 1038 code for a protein of 345 amino acids. Lineage: Eukaryota; Fungi; Ascomycota; Sordariomycetes; Amphisphaeriales; Sporocadaceae. Gene Ontology annotation, molecular function: L-serine ammonia-lyase activity; threonine deaminase activity. The transcript has 2 exons.
AUGGGUUCAUACACUCCCGAUCGUCCAGCUGAAAAGCUCUGGAUAGAGACGCCUCUAAUCCCAUCGACGGCCAUGUCGCGGGCAGCCGGAUGCAAUAUCUUUCUCAAACUAGAAAACCUCCAACCGUCGAGCUCCUUCAAGCAGCGCGGCGUGGGCAACAUGAUGCUGCGCGCCACAAAGGCCAACCCAGGCGGCAACGUGCACUUUUACUGCUCCUCGGGCGGCAACGCCGGUCUGGCGUGCGCCACGGCGGCCACGGCCCUCGGAAAGCCCUGCACCAUAGUCGUGCCGGUGCUCAUUUCCGACUUCAUGAUGAACAAGCUCAAGCUGCUCGGCGCCGAUGUCGUCAGGACGGGCGCCCACUGGGCCGAGGCCGACGCGUACCUGCGCAACGUCUUGCUGGCCGCGGACCCCACGGGCGUCUACGUCCCGCCCUUUGACCACCCGCACCUCUGGGAGGGCGCGGCCACCAUUGUCGAGGAGCUGGUGCCGCAGCUCGCGGCCCUGGGCGUGGGCCCGCAAGGCCCCGAUGGUAUCGUCUGCAACUGCGGAGGCGGCGGCCUGCUCAGCGGCAUCAUGGACGGCGUCGAGCAGCAGUCUAGCCAGCACUGGGGCAAGAAGCCAGAGGUGCUAGUGGUCGAGACCGUCGGCGCCGAGAGUCUCCAUGCCAGUGUUCAGGCUGGCGAAUUGGUCACCUUGCCCGCCAUUACCAGCAUAGCCACGAGUCUGGGGGCGCCAACCGUUUCCAAGCAGGCGUUUGAGUGGAGCAAAAAGGACCACUUGACCAGCAUUGUCGUGACUGAUGCCGAGGCCGUCAUGGGCUCUGUCAAGCUUGUCAAUGACGCUCUGCUCCUCGUCGAGGCUGCCUGCGGUGCCACUAUUGCUCCCGUCUACAAUGGUGAGCUAAGAAAAUGGUUGGGCAAGGGACUCUCGGAUGAAGAGUGGAGUAGAAAGAAUGUCGUCUUGAUUGUAUGCGGCGGUGCAAACAUUUCGUUGGAAAUAUUGCGAGGAUACCAAGAAAAGUAUGGCGUCGAGUAA